GUGCUUACGAGUUACGAGAGAGAUUUUGGAGAAAGAUUAAGAAAUUCGAAAUGGCUUCUCUGUUUCUGAGAAGAGCCGUAUUAAACGCUCAGAGAGUCCUCAAUUCCUCGUCGCCGCCAUCAACCACCAUUCUCCGGCCAGUUUUUGGAUACUAUAAAAUUUCCCCUUUCACUUCCCACACUGAAAAUAACAACAAUACUACUCAUUCUAAUAACUCGCUUAACAUCGAUUUAUCCAACGAAGAAUCUAAAAGAAGCUUAUUCAACAGGUUAUUAUAUAGAAGCAAGCAACGAGGGUUCCUUGAACUCGAUUUGGUUCUCGGAAAAUGGGUAGAGAAUAAUAUUCAUUCAUUGGAUGAAAAUCAAAUUCGAUCUCUCAUUCAUGUUCUCGAUGUGGAGAAUCCAGAUUUAUGGAAAUGGUUAUCUGGGCAGGAGCAACCCCCGGAAUCAAUCAGCGUUAACCCCGUCUUUACUGCAGUGCGGGAAGUAGUUAUGAAGAAUCUUGACAGCCAUUCUUCUCCUGAAACAAGAGCAACACCCGGGCAACCAUGGGUAAGAGGCUGGGAUGAUAUCCAGAAAUUUAAGGGUGGCCCCAGCACUGGAAAUCAGUAGCUUGAGAAUAGAAGAUACUGGCUUUGUAACAAUUAAAUGAAUUCUUGUAUACCAUCUAUGUUCCUAUAAAUAAGGGCCGAGUAACAACAACUUGAAGAUUUGUUUUAGGCUACUGGCUACUAGAAAUCAGUAAAAGAAUAAAACGAGUGAAAAGUAGAAGAUUAUGGCUUUGUUCUGUAUUCAUCUUUUGUAUACCUAUUGUUGGUGGUUACAUCAUAUAUGUUAUAGCUUAAAAUGCCUGAA
Trifolium pratense (red clover) is the source of this 854-nucleotide messenger RNA. RefSeq names its product succinate dehydrogenase assembly factor 2, mitochondrial. The transcript is spliced from 4 exons. Gene Ontology annotation, biological process: tricarboxylic acid cycle; protein-FAD linkage; mitochondrial respiratory chain complex II assembly. NCBI's taxonomy places the organism in Eukaryota, Viridiplantae, Streptophyta, Magnoliopsida, Fabales, Fabaceae. Bases 51 to 611 code for a protein of 186 amino acids. The record is from RefSeq and is a predicted model, not a curated record. Gene Ontology annotation, cellular component: mitochondrion.